AUGGCCUCGUCACUCGCUAGGAACUCGCUCAGACGAGCGCUGCUCUACGUCCCUGGCUCGUCCCAGAGAUUCCUCGACAAAUCCCGUUCUCUGGCAGCAGACUGUGUCGCGUAUGACCUCGAAGACAGCGUCACUCCGCACAAAAAGGCCGAGGCCCGGCAGCUCGUGCGGAGAGCCAUCGACGAGUCGCCUCCACCACAUAUUCGCGAGCGCGCGGUGCGCAUCAACUCGGUCGAUAGUGGGCUGGCCUUGGGUGAUCUGACCGAAGUUUUGAAAUCGCCAAACCUGACAACCCUUGUCGUCCCCAAAGUCAAUUCGGCUUCAGACCUCACUUUCAUCCACGAUGUCAUCACGCAUACUCUAGGCGACUCGGCGUCUUCGCGGCCCCCGAUUUCCGUUCUGGCUCUGGUCGAGUCUGCCAAAUCGAUUACCAAUCUGAAUGAAAUCUGCAGGGCCAGUCCUCUUCUCCAGGGCCUGAUCUUUGCCGCCGAGGACUUUGCUCUCGAUCUAAGUAUUACGCGGACGCCAUCACUGAGUGAAUUCUUGUUUGCGAGAUCGGCCAUUGUGACCGCUGCCAGAGCGCACGAUCUGCCCUCGACAAUCGACCUGGUCUGCACAUCGUACAAAUCCGCAGACCCAGCACACAAGGGCCCGCCACCGGUGCUAGAAGAAGAGUCUCGAGGCGGAAAGCGACUAGGGUUCAAUGGAAAGCAGUGCAUCCACCCGACCCAAGUCGAGACUGUGCAGCGCGUGUUUAGUCCCGAAGCUGAAGAAGCCGAAUGGGCUGUGAGAGUGGUGAUUGCCGACGCCAAAGCGGCGCAGGCGGGCAGAGGCGCGUGGUCACUAGAUGGGAAAAUGAUUGAUGUCCCCGUGGCUGAAAAGGCCAAGGCGAUUGUACGUCGAGCAGAGGCGUGCGGAUUGGAUGUCUCUAGUCUACGGGAGCAAUGGAAGGGACAGGAGCCCGAGUAA
Molecule: messenger RNA, 969 nt
Organism: Talaromyces rugulosus
Lineage: Eukaryota; Fungi; Ascomycota; Eurotiomycetes; Eurotiales; Trichocomaceae
Exons: 3
Coding region: 1-969 (322 amino acids)
Biological process (GO): oxaloacetate metabolic process
Molecular function (GO): catalytic activity; magnesium ion binding
Source: RefSeq, a predicted model, not a curated record